ACUUGGCCAUCGACGUCCCUGGUCAUGGGAAGGGGCGGGCCUACGGUGGUACUUUCUACGCCUUUCUAAGCGCUGAGCAGCUGGGCCUCGAUGUGUGCUCUUCAAAGACCAGAGACCUCGUCGAUGCAGCGAGCGCGGUGACGGAAGCGGUGAAGAAGCAGUUCAAGCUUCAUCACCCUGAAAGCGAAGACCUGGCUUUCCUCUACGGCACCAUACUGACAGACGGGAAAGAUGCCUUUAGUGAGGAGCCCACCACCAACAUCUGUGUGUUUGCAGAUGAACAGGUUGACCGAAGUCCAACAGGUUCAGGUGUGACAGCUCGCAUCGCCUUGCAGUACCAUAAGGGACUCAUCCAGCUGAACCAGAGCAGAACCUUUCGGAGCAGUACCACGGGCUCCUUGUUCACCGGGAAGGCUGUGCAGGAAGCCAAGUUUGGAGACUACAAUGCUGUUGUUGUGGAAGUCUCCGGAGAAGCCUUUUACAUUGGUACAGCCACCUUCACUGUCGAAGAGGAGGACCCGCUGAAAUAUGGCUUCUGUUUCAAGUGA
Antrostomus carolinensis (chuck-will's-widow) is the source of this 548-nucleotide messenger RNA. RefSeq names its product trans-L-3-hydroxyproline dehydratase (gene L3HYPDH). The record is from RefSeq and is a predicted model, not a curated record. Gene Ontology annotation, molecular function: hydro-lyase activity. NCBI's taxonomy places the organism in Eukaryota, Metazoa, Chordata, Aves, Caprimulgiformes, Caprimulgidae.